This is a messenger RNA of Somion occarium, 2406 nucleotides long. The record is from the annotation of a GenBank genome assembly. NCBI's taxonomy places the organism in Eukaryota, Fungi, Basidiomycota, Agaricomycetes, Polyporales, Cerrenaceae.
AAUCUGCCAGGAAUGAUAAGCCAGCCUCGCAAGCGGCCGAGGAAGAGUGUGCAGCUAUCUUCGCAGCAUGGCGGACGACUGCGACUGCCACGACGGUGUGCAAUGUCCCCCAACGAUGUCCAGGACUGCGAUGGUUCUGAGUCCGAGGACGACAUUCUCUGGGUGGUUGGUCGCCGGCGGAUGUGCCAGAUCCGGCAGGUCCACGGCGUGGGAAAUGACGGCCAAGGGGCCUUAGGAGGUCCGGAGCACAAAGCAAGCCCAAGUUUGGCCUCUCGCUCUCGUUCCACGCCCUGUCUCUCUCCUGCUUCCCACUUCAAGUCUUUCAUCGACUCCAAAGGCGGCAUUCCUUGGUUGAAAGCCAUGCUUGCUGCCCCAGCAGUCGAUAUCACCUUUGACGACGACAACUGGCUUCCGCCACAAUCAGGUCCAAGACUCUACCGCGCUGCCAGCGUAGGCAACAGCUGGGGAGUCACCUCUAUAGGCCGCGGAUUCGACUGGAAGGACGACGAACCAGUUGUCUCACUAUCUGAGCCCGAGCCGCGAAUACAGCAAGAACCUCGUCCAGGUUGGGCAAGCGCGUCUACCUUCUUGAGGAGUGAUUCCACCGAGGGGCUAUCCUCUCAAGUCCAGUCUCCAAAACCGCUACCCGCUGUGUCUAGCUCCCUUAUUAUUGCCCGCGGUCCUCUCAAUCGUUCGCCAGUACAGUCCCGCCCGGCUUCUCCACUAUCAAUACCUCCUAGCGGACGUUCCAGUUCCUAUCCGUCUAUACAAUCGGGCACUCCGCAUUCCCCUUCAUCUUCUCGUGCUUCUCCAGUUCCUCGCACCCGUCGACGUUCUUCUCAGCAGCGCGUUUCGACAAUAGCUGGCCGUGUAUCAAUUAUUCCUGUUGAGCCGCCGUCUCCGCCACCCACACCACCUCAGAAACUGGUACGUACAAACAGUACUGCCAGUUUUCUAAGCGCGGCGAGUAGCGUCGAGCCACCAACUCCAGGUGCCGAUCGAACAUCGUGGCAUUCAGGCGAACGUAGUAUAUCAGAAUUCGUGAUCGAACGGGAGAUAGGUAGAGGUGCAUAUGGCCUUGUAAAACGUGCACGAGAGAUGAAUGAAGAUGGUAGUUUAGGACCACCUUUGAUCAUCAAGCAGAUCAUUAAGUCUCGCAUCCUGGCUGACUGUUGGAAACGACACCCCAAGUUUGGCACUAUUCCAAUCGAGAUUUAUGUGAUGUCUGCUAUUUCUUCGACACGCUACGUUCUGCCUCCGCGAAGACCGUGGCAUCCAACUCGCGCAGACCCCGCAGCCUUAUCAGAAGAUAAGUGGAUAGAGGGCAAGACAGUCUACGGACAUCCAAACAUCUGUCCACUGAUAGACUUCUUCGAGGAUAAUCAUUACUAUUACUUGAUUCUUCCUUGCACAACGCCGGAACCACAACCAGAUCAGCCUCCACCUCCAUCCGACUUGUUUGAUCUUGUGGAGACUUAUCCGAAUGGACUGCCUCCCCGUCUAAUCAGAAGCUAUCUCGGUCAAAUGGCUGACGCAUUGUGCUUCUUGCACGCCAAGGGUAUCGUACACCGCGAUAUCAAGGAUGAGAAUGUCGUUCUCGGGCCAGCGGGCAAAUGCGUUCUCAUCGACUUCGGCAGCGCGGGGUUGGUAAAGAAGGGUGGGUGGGACACUUUCAGCGGCACACUUGACUAUGCGGGCCCCGAGAUUCUGCGGGGAGAACGAUAUCAGGGCAAAGAACAAGAUGUCUGGGCCUUUGGUGUUGUUGCAUAUGUUAUGCUCGUCGGCGAAUGUCCUUUUACUACGGCUGCUGAAGCUCAGGAGGGUCUUGAAUCGCCCUUUUCUACUGCCUCCAUGGCGCUUGACGAGCGCUGUCUAGAGGGAAAAGAGGAAGAAGAAGAAGCUGAUGGAGGCGGCAUUCUUGCCGACGCUUCAGCGCUCGUCCGCGCAUGUCUGCGAGUGGAGGUUGCUGCACGUCCUACUUUUGAGAAGAUUUUGCAGUGUAGAUUUUUGAGUGGUGGGGACGGCUGGGGCUUUCAUUAGCUCGCUCGUAGCUGCAGACCGCAGUGUUCGUGUUUUGGUGUGUACCCUUGAUCCUUUCAUCUCACACUGCAGGUAGAGAUUCCAUUGACACUUUCCACUGGUACCAGCUGUCUUAUCAGAUGUCUUUGCGUUAUUUCAAGGUUGCCUCGUUGUUAUUAUCUCUCUCCAUCCAGCAUUCCUCCCCGCAUUUCCAUAACGUGUCUUUUUAUCUCCAUCAUCCAUCCUUGUCUGAACGCAUCGCUAUCUAUACUAAUCGCCACAGUUGUAUUCUUACUUCACGUAGUAUUGACUACGAGUCUGUUAGCCAUAGCAUCUGUUGUAGAAUAUACACAAUGUCAUACAUGUUCAUUGCUCAAAAUUUCCUUG